Molecule: messenger RNA, 1383 nt
Organism: Lasiosphaeria miniovina
Lineage: Eukaryota; Fungi; Ascomycota; Sordariomycetes; Sordariales; Lasiosphaeriaceae
Product: putative monocarboxylate transporter
Exons: 3
Coding region: 1-1383 (460 amino acids)
Biological process (GO): transmembrane transport
Cellular component (GO): membrane
Molecular function (GO): transmembrane transporter activity
Source: RefSeq, a predicted model, not a curated record
AUGGCAUCUGACCCGGCACAUGCGCCGAGGACGAGAGUCUCGGACAACGACAGCCCCGAGUUUUCGGACGCGCCCACCGCCACCACGCUAGCCGAUGGCGAUGAGGAGCGCCCAGCCGACAAGGAGCGCCCAGCCGAAAAGGAGCUGGAACGCGCACCCGCAUCGCCGCCACUGGCACCGCAGAAUGGAGGCACCCUGGCCUGGAUCCAGGUCGCCGCCAGCUGGUCCAUCUUCUUCAACACGUGGGGCAUGCUGAACACGUUUGGCGUCUUCCAGACCUACUACGAGACCGGCGAGCUGUUCCAGGAAUCCUCAUCCAACAUCUCCUGGAUUGGCUCCAUCCAGGCCUACCUCCUGCUGGUCCUCGGCCUGGUCUCGGGCCCCAUCUACGACCGCGGCUAUUUCAGGGCCCUGCUGCUCUCCGGCUCCUUCCUCGUCGUCUUCGGCUUCAUGAUGCUCAGCAUCUGCACCACAUACUGGCAGGCUCUGCUGGCCCAGGGCUUCUGCGUCGGCAUUGGCGCUGGCUUGAUCUUCACUCCGUCGCUGGCCGUCUUGCCCGCUUACUUCUCCACCCGCCUGGGCUUGGCCUUUGGCGUGGCUGCGUCGGGCUCGUCGCUCGGCGGAGUCAUCUACCCAAUUAUCUUUUACAAGCUGCUCGGCCAGGUCGGCUUCCCCUGGGCCGUUCGCACCAUCGGCUUCAUCGCCCUGGCCACUCUCAUCGUACCCGUCCUGUUCAUGCGUAUGGGCGUCAAGCCCCCCAAACCACGCGCUGUUUUGGACUGGUCUGCCUUCACUGACUGGCCUUUUGCCCUGUUCACUUUCUUCUGCGCCAUCGGCUUCCUUGGCCUCUACGUCAUGAUCUUCUACAUGUCGUACUUCGGAUUUGCCACCGGCAUUGCGAGCGCCGAGCUCUCCUUUUAUAUCGUCCCCAUCCUCAACGCCGCCUCUUCGCUUGGUCGGACCCUUCCCAACGCAUUGUCAGACAAGACUGGGCCCCUCAAUUUGCUGGUCCCGGGCGCCUUGAUCUGCGGAGUUCUUUGCUUCGCCAUGAUCGGUGUCAAGUCUUUAGGUGCCCUCGUCGUUGUGGCCCUCCUUUACGGAUUCUUCUCAGGCGUAUUCAUCGCCUUGCCUCCCGUGGCCCUGUUUCAGUUGACUCAAGAUAAGAGCAAAUAUGGCACGAGAUUGGGGAUGGGCUUCGCUUUUCUUGGAUUUGGUGUCCUGGCGGGUGGACCGGGCGGCGGCCGCGUUUUAGGAACUGAUUUCUCCGACCAGCAUUGGACCAAGCUCUGGUCCUAUGGAGGUUCUGCGUCGGUCGGUACGUCCCUUUUGCUAUGCGCCCUUAGAUUCUGGUUGUCUAAGGGCAAACUUUGGGUCAAGAUAUGA